Molecule: messenger RNA, 1191 nt
Organism: Formica exsecta
Lineage: Eukaryota; Metazoa; Arthropoda; Insecta; Hymenoptera; Formicidae
Gene: Eaf6
Product: chromatin modification-related protein MEAF6
Exons: 4
Coding region: 163-813 (216 amino acids)
Cellular component (GO): NuA4 histone acetyltransferase complex
Source: RefSeq, a predicted model, not a curated record
AACGAGAGUUUAUCUAGAGAGAAAGCAACACUGGUUUCUGAUUAUUUGGAGCAAGUUGGAACGGUUGUAAUUAUUGGAUCGACAACGAUUUUAAUAUCUUCUUAAUUUUUUUUGAUUCUGUUAUUAUUACCGAUUUAAACGUCUUUCUAUAGUAUAUUCGAAAUGUCUACGAAAUCCUCAGUGGAUUUGCGAGCGGAGUUGGCAGAAUUAGUAAAACGUAAAGCUGAAAUCGCUGAUACGUUAGCUAACUUAGAACGUCAAAUAUAUGCCUUUGAAGGAAGCUAUUUAGAGGACACACAAUUAUACGGAAACAUAAUAAGAGGUUGGGAUAGGUAUUUAGCAAGCAACAAAAACACUAACAGUAAAGCUGACAAACGUAACAGAAAAUUUAAAGAGGCUGAGAGAUUAUUUUCUAAAUCAUCUAUUACAUCUAUGGCAGCAGUUAGUGGACUUGUAGAGAAUGCACAAGAAAAAAUUGAACGAUACAGUGAGUCGGAGUCUCAAAUUGGAAAUAGUGGAAGUGAGGACAAUUGCAACUUUGGCAAUUCAAAUGCAAUCUCUUCUAACAAUAAUAAAGAAGCUAGCGGAAAAAAUCAUACUUCUAUUCAAACUGGAUAUGCCCAAAAUAAUGGCACUCUUAAUAGUUCGGAAAAUACUUCAAUUCAAUUUACAAAUGGAUCAAUGUCCAAUGGAAAUUUAGAACACAUUACCACACCUGUCAAAGAAUGUCACAGUAAUAGCAAAGACUCAAAUAAAAAUAAAUCUACAAACAGCGCAAAAAAGAAUAGCAAUAAAAGAUCUAGAAAUAGGUAGAAAUUUUCCUAAUUAUACAUAUGUAUUAAUGGUACAUGCAUUAACUCUUUGUUACAUGGCAUUAAGCGAUACAAACAUUGCACUCGUUAUUUAUGAAUGACGAGCCUAGAGACUAGCUCUAAGAAUCUUUACUCAUUUAUAACAUUGUAUUCAUUAUGUUCAUAUUUUUGGUGCAUAAUAUUUGAAACAUAUUAAUAUUAGGAGGGCGAUUUAGAUACGUUUUUGUAUAUAACAGAAACAAAACAUUUCCAUUUCAACUUAAACUAUAUUAAAAAUAUGAUUAAGUUAAUACAUUUUAUCUUACGCUAAUAAAUUAAUUUCUAUAUAUUAUAUGUAUAUGUAUUAAUAAAUAUAAUUAAUACGUUAAUACAUGUUAUA